UACAGUGUGUUUGCUGGGAAGGGGACAGUCAAGGGGAGACAAGGGAUUACAUUGUCUACCUGCUUGUGAAGGAAUUAUUUCCCUCUCUGGAAUUUCCAUUAAAGAGAUCUUGGAACAAAAUCCCAACCGGAGCCAUAGCGACAUUCUUAUCAUCACAACCUGGUGACAUCACUAAUAUCACGUGAUCUACAGCAUAUUUUCCUACCAACAACAUCGUCGCUUGUCAGUAACUUCAGCACCGAACGCAUUUGACAUCAUCAAGGAGACCAUGAGCAGCAACUACAGCGUCACACUCGUAGGCCCUGCCCCCUGGGGCUUCAGGCUGCAGGGAGGGAAGGACUUCAACAUGCCCCUCACCAUCUCCAGGCUGACAGAUGGCGGGAAGGCGGCUAAAGGUGGCAUUGGUAUUGGAGACAUGGUUCUGUCUAUUGACGGCAUCGCCACGGAGGGCAUGAACCACCUGGAGGCCCAGAACAAGAUCAAGAGCUGCACUGGCAACCUUAGCCUCACCCUGCAGAAGGCCGCCAGUGUUCCUAAAGCUUCUCCUCCUCCUGUGGCACCAAAGGGCGACAGAUCAGACAUCAUAAAACCAGUGGCUCUCACUUAUCCCCCUCCACCACCUCAUCCCCACCCUCACUCCUCCAGCCCCUCCAUCACCCACCACAACAAGGCCCCCCGACCUUAUGGGGGCUGUGCAUCAGAGAGCGAAUACCCCCCCUCACAGUCCCCUUUCACUCCCUUCAUCCCAUCACCAUCCUCUGCCUUCACUCCUGCCUCCUCCCACGCCAGCUCUCCUCUUCCUCCUCCUCCACCUCCUGUCUCUUACCCAUCCUCUUCCUCCUCCUCCUCCUCCCCUCCUGUCCUCGUUGCACCCCAGCCGUCAGUGUAUAACACACCAAUCAACCUCUACUCCACCGAGAACGCGUGUGAGGUGGCCAUGGGGCAGAGGCGGGGCCUGUUGGAGAGUCAGGGUGGAGCCUUGCCUUUGCAGUUUAAUGGAGUUCCCAGGAAACACAUUGUGGACACAGACAUCCAUUUUUACCAUGUGCCCACUCAUGCUGAUGCCAGCAGGAAGCGCAUAAUGGAGGAUACAGAGGACUGGCGUCCACGUACUGGCACCACCCAGUCCAGAUCUUUCAGGAUUCUGGCUCAGAUCACCGGUACCGAGCGUGCUCAAGAUGAGGAAGCUGAUGCAGCCAAGAAGACAAACUGUCUUUCUGAAUCUGAGACAAAUGGUGGACAGGUCAGUGACAGAUCUCCAAAGCAUCCAUCAUCUGACCGAGUAGAGAUUUCACCCUCAGAUGCAGGAGCCAAUAACAUUGACCAACCACAGCCAGAUUCAGGCUCAUCAGCAAGUCAGGAACAGCCAGAAGAGGGUGCUUCAAUCCCCAACUAUGUCCUCUUUUCUAAACCUGGCAGCCUCCUAACAUCUCAACAUCAAGAGAACAGUGUGCCAUCUACAGCACCCCUUCACUUGGUCGCCAUCCCAAUGACAUAUUCAAGUUCUGUUGACAUGUUUUGUCAAAUACACCCAACUCAUUUGUCUAACAUGAGCUAUCCUUUAGCUCCGGUGCUAGUGCCUUUAACUUACACUGGUCCAAGCCAAAUCCCAUCAUCUCAUGCCCAAAGGCCAAAUGACACUUCUCUGGAUGCUUUGUUUAUGCCAGCCAACAUCCCACAUUUUCUUGGACCGAGUGCUGUUAGUACCCACACUCCAGCAUCCUGUUUACCUGUUUGUAGUGUAUUACCUGCUCAAGGGCUACACUUGCCACAUGGUGGUGACUCCUCAUUAGUUCAAAACCAAGCAGCAGCUUCGUCUGAUCCCAUCCCAGCUGCCUCAGAUAAAGCAGGUGCAGAGCCACCAAGCUUUCCACUUCCCACAGCUGAAAGCAAUUCCUCUCCGGCACCACCAGAGGGCAGCACAGACUCAGAAAAGUUAGCAUCCAGUGGCUGUUUGACUGAUCAUGAUGGCGAUGAGCACAAAUUAUAUCCUCGACAAAGUUUCUCGGUCCAAGUCAAUACUCAUCUAUCUCCUAUAGCAGCACGUCGCCAUGUCCUUUCCACCAAACCAGUCAGGAGAGAGCUCCUGUCAAGUCCUCUGGACUUCCUGCCUAGAGCAGCCCCGCGUCCCCCUCCUCUCACCCCCAGUGCCCCCAAACAGGCCACAACACACACUGAGCACCGUAGUCCAGUGCAGGCGAGAACACCUUAUCAGAGCAGUCCUUUUGCUUCUGAAAAGGCAGCGUCUCAAUGCUUAUUGGAUGCCCUGCUCAUCACUCCAAUCACUCAAGCUCCACCACUACGCUUGAGGAGGAAGAAGAAGCGUCGUAGCGCCAGUGAGCUGCACCUGCCCAAGAAUAAGAGGGUGUCGUGGCAUCAGUCUGCCGCAGAGGAGGGAGACCCUCUCCUCUCCUCUCCUGUCAAUGCUGUCUAUGUCUUUAGUGAAGAGGGAGAGGAGCCAGAACUCAACAGCCACGAGUCUGCAGUUGUCAAGACCAUGACCAAAGGACCUGCCACAAUCCAGGGUCACGGUCCACGGACUGGUUUGAUCACCCCAUCUUUUGGGAUGAAGGGUAAUGGAAGUGCCAGUGUCCCGAGGGGUCCUGUCCCAGCCCGACCUUUACCUCAGCCCCACCCUAAAGAUGAGGACACCUUGGUCCAGAAGGCAGAACACAUCCCUGCUGGGACUCGUACGCCCAUGUGUGCCCACUGCAACAUGGUCAUCAGAGGCCCAUUUCUGGUAGCAAUGGGGAAAUCAUGGCACAAGGAGGAGUUUAACUGUGCCCACUGCCGUACAUCCCUGGCAGACCUAGGUUUUGUGGAAGAACAGGGAUCAGUCUACUGUGAACACUGCUAUGAAGAUUUCUUUGCUCCCACAUGCAGCCGCUGCCAGGCCAAGAUACUGGGGGAGGUGAUAAACGCGCUCAAACAGACGUGGCAUGUCUACUGCUUUCUGUGCGCUUGCUGUCAGCAGCCAAUCCGAAACAACACCUUCCACCUGGAGGAUGGGGAGCCAUACUGUGAGCAAGACUUCUACAACAUGUUUGGGACUGGCUGCCAUGGCUGUGAGUUCCCCAUCGAGGCUGGAGACAAGUUCCUGGAGGCCCUUGGUUACACCUGGCAUGACACCUGCUUUGUCUGCGCCGUAUGCUGCACAACUCUGGAAGGCCAGACCUUCUUCUCCAAAAAAGACAAACCUCUAUGCAAGAAACACGCUCACACAUUGAAGAUAUGAAUCUUGGACUCUCCUCUCAAUUUUCUAGCCAUACAUCCUCCCUUGGUCAGUGGGGUGAGAAGGCGCUUAAUAGUUCAUGCAACAAUAAAACUCCAGCCAUACUCAUAUGUGCAGACUGGUCAGAAUAAAACACUGCCAUGUAUGCUAAAGUGAAUUUAUUCUUGUUCAGGGACACAGACCCACUGUAAAACAUAAUGUGCAGUACUUUUCUUGUGUGAUUUUGAGUGUAAGCAGCAACAAAGCUUGCAGUAAAGGAUCUCUGUUUUUACUAAGCCCCCCCCCCCCCCCAAAAAAAGUCUGGAUUUUAUUUGCUCAUGGAUCUAGAAGUUGAAAAGUUUUACAGCCAAAUGGUGCAAUUUAUGUGUACUACCACUAUCAAUCACCAAAGUCCAAUAACCAGUAAUGUGUAGGAUUUGUGAUCCUGGUCUUUAUUUCUUAAUCCACAGUUUCACCUUGUGUUUCUCAGAAUCACAACAGUAGUGAGAUCUUCACAUUUACCACUGCGAGCGAGUGCACAACAGGGCAUCGCUUCAUGCUAUAUCAGUACCACUGAGACAGUACCAGAAAUGUGUGAAAAUCUAUAUUCAUACACAUACCAUAGACAUUCAGAAAGAGGAUGCUAUUUACUAGACUUUUAUUUUCUAAGCAGACAUUUAUUAAUGUUAGUAUUAAUGUUUGUGUAACUGUAAUCAAAUUGAAAGAUCUGAUCUGCAGCUAUUUAUAUAAGACAUGUUCAAGAGAAUAUUAGGCAUCUAAUUUACUGGGUCAGAGUAUUUUAAUAUUUUGUUGCUGUGCUCUUUAUCAGAAUCUGCAAAAAACAUCCAACUUAGCUUGUAUAAGUUGUUGUAAUGCAGGUGUGCUGGAAGUCUGGAGUGAGGGUAAAACCUUUAUGUAUUUUGAUUUCUUUUUGUUGUGUGAUAUUUGUAACAUUGGCAAAAGUGUUACCAGUUUCAAAACAACAGGUCACGUGUAAAGGUGAAGCACUUAAAAAAUAGGUCUUGAUUUUAUGGAGGACAGAAUUGGCCCUAAAUACAAACUAAAUAAAUAAAUAAAUAUACAUGCAAAAUAAAUAGAUCUAUAACAAAAAUAAAGCUCAUAUUUUAGAUUGUAUAUCUAUGUAUUUAUUUCUCCUCACUUUGAUAGACAAACAUAUCUUGACAAGUGCAUAGUAUUGGCAGAAAUAUGUUUUCUAUAUUGAGUGCCAUAUAGUCUGACGAACCAUAUUCAUAUUUUUACUCACUUUACCUCAUGUUAUUAUAAAUAUUUAUUUUGUAUUUUAUAAAAAAUUCUGGUUGAUUCUGUCCUCCAUAUUUUUUCAUAACAGUGAGUAGCUCUUCUAGUCUGCAAGAACAUGAGGUCAAAUGUGGAUGCUAUAAUCCUUGUGUAGUGAACUGUAUAUUUUAUUUUGUUUAUAGAGGUGAGAAAUGUCUUAUCUGACAAUAUGUAUUUAACUGUUAAGGGGAACUGUGUUUUCUCCCCAGGGGAUGGUGCAGAGAGUAGAUGGGGGGUAGUUUCUUCUCUAUUUCAAGUAUCUCACUUGACUGUCCACUAAACAUCCCAACAAACAAUAUUUACUCUUUAUUAUGGCUGAAGGGUACAUAUGGUUACAUAUUUUUCUUUAAUUUUCAAACACGAGAACAAAUGGAAGCAAAACUCACUUAUAUUGAUUUCACCUAAAUAUCUUAAAAGACUGUUGGAUUUUUGCUGUCAAGGGAUAAAGGGGGUGAGUACAAUAUACAGUGUCAAUCAAACAAUACUCGCCAACAAACUACAAACUAUCAAAGUUGAUGUGAGUUGUUAAUAAAUGAUGCGCUUGUAAAACCCCAA
This is a messenger RNA of Plectropomus leopardus (leopard coralgrouper), 5062 nucleotides long. It is a transcript of the gene pdlim5a, whose product is annotated as PDZ and LIM domain 5a. Gene Ontology annotation, cellular component: Z disc; stress fiber; adherens junction. Gene Ontology annotation, biological process: heart development; muscle structure development; actin cytoskeleton organization. The record is from RefSeq and is a predicted model, not a curated record. NCBI's taxonomy places the organism in Eukaryota, Metazoa, Chordata, Actinopteri, Perciformes, Serranidae. Gene Ontology annotation, molecular function: muscle alpha-actinin binding; actin binding.